Armigeres subalbatus is the source of this 1759-nucleotide messenger RNA. RefSeq names its product serine protease gd-like. The transcript is spliced from 2 exons. Gene Ontology annotation, biological process: proteolysis. Bases 155 to 1501 code for a protein of 448 amino acids. Gene Ontology annotation, molecular function: serine-type endopeptidase activity. The record is from RefSeq and is a predicted model, not a curated record. NCBI's taxonomy places the organism in Eukaryota, Metazoa, Arthropoda, Insecta, Diptera, Culicidae.
ACAUUGUACAUAAUAUAAUAUUUUUACAACAGUAUUCAUAUUCUCUGAGUUUCCUACAGUAAUAAUUCUACUACAAGGUGCAAGUAAUCCGUACUGCCAGUGGACCGACUGUAACUCCUAUUGUGUUUAGUUUGACGGAAAUAUUAAACAAACGAUGAAGCUGCUUCAGCUUCUAGCCCUCUGCAUACAGUUCAAUGCAGUGCCAUGUACGUUGGCACUUAAUCCAAUAUCACCAUGCCCGAGAACAUUCCAAUACAUCAAGGAUCUUAAAUUUCAUAACGUUUAUGGUGUCCUAACCGUUGAUGGUUAUCGAUCCGGAUUCAAUAAUACUUUGGAAGUAAUCCUUUCAAAACCAUCGAUCAUGCACUCAACAGGAUCAUUGGAGCUGUUGAACAUACACGACCUUCCACGUAGACCGGCUAAAUUGCGAGUAUUAUUGUCUCAUCCUCUACCCUUGUUGGUGUCCAUCAAAUUGAACGGAAUGAUUAUAUGUAGCGGACCACCAGCACAAGGUCAAAGGAUUACUACCAUCAAGUUGAAUCAUUACACCAAUUUGCAAGCGAUGUCAGUGGUGAACGAAUUCAAUGACAACGACAAUUUCGAUAGUGUGGAGAAAUAUGAACUUUUAAGUACUGCGGCACCUUCAUGGAAUAAUGUGAAAUUCGGUAACGCAGGGCAGGAAUCACUUGAAUAUAAACAGAUCUGUGGUCAACCGGUUAACCGCGCCGUUCCGUUGAUGUUCAAAGGGACGAAAACACAUCGAGACGAGUGGCCCUGGUUGUGUGCUUUAUAUUAUAAAAACAAAGACCUUGGCUCGCUGCAAUUUCGCUGCGGGGCGACAUUGAUAUCAAACAAAGUUUUGCUAACAGCUGCACAUUGUUUGUUGACGGAGAACGGCAAUACCCGACUGCAAGCGAGCGAUAUAUUGGUAUCGCUGGGGCGUUACAAUAUCAUGGAUUGGACAGAGAUAGGCGCGAAAACAAUCAACCCCCGUGCCUUAGUGGUGCAUUCGGCCUUCCGAAACGAUGGUUUUGAUUACGAUAUUGGAGCAAUAAUACUUCCAAACGAAAUCAACUAUUCAAACUCGAUUAGACCAAUAUGUAUGUGGACAGGAUCAAAUGAUCAAUCUAACAUUGUCGGUCAGCAAGGAGUAGUUGUUGGCUGGGGCUUCUCAGAAUCAGGGAUAAUUUCUGACGUUCCCAAAAGCGCCCAAGUGCCAAUUGCGUCAGAGGUGGAUUGCAUCCGUUCGGAUAUCGGAUUCCAGUUGACGACAUCUAAGCGAACAUUUUGUGCUGGAGGUCAGGGCGCAGGACCGUGCCAAGGUGAUUCGGGAAGCGGACUAUUCAUAAAACGUGAAGGCCGCUGGGUGCUGCGAGGAAUCGUCUCAUAUGCACUGACCGACCCGGAUACAGGUAAAUGCGAUACACGUAAAUAUACCGUCUACACGGAUGUAGCCAAGUAUCACGAAUGGAUGGAGGAGCAGAAUAUUCAGGUUUCAUGAUUCAGCAGGCGACACCCCCGCCUCGUUUUGAUACGACAAACGAUGAUGACAUGAGAAAAAUGUCAAUAAAAUCAGCUCUGAUAAUGAAACCAUGCCCGUGAUAUCGAAUUACGAAAAGCAAGGAUCGCAAAUUAUGAAGAAUGAGCGAAUUAAAAGCCUAACUGGCGCCAGAUUUAUAAAAAGGACAACGGAGAAUUUGAAUGCAUAACUAAUGUGUGAUUUUGAAUGAUGAUCAUUAAAUAAGAGAUAAAUAUUUGA